Molecule: messenger RNA, 978 nt
Organism: Rhinocladiella mackenziei CBS 650.93
Lineage: Eukaryota; Fungi; Ascomycota; Eurotiomycetes; Chaetothyriales; Herpotrichiellaceae
Exons: 2
Coding region: 1-978 (325 amino acids)
Source: RefSeq, a predicted model, not a curated record
AUGCCAACACAAGGCCGGGCACCGAGUCCUGCUCCAAGUUCAGGUCAAGCAGGCCCUGGAGCACCACCAUCAAGUCCCCCACGCCCUCUCAACCCACGGGCUGAGUUGACAGAAGAGCAAGCCCGAGCGAUCAUGGUGAACGACGAUGACUUCGGGGCUAUUCCUAUUGAAUACCGUCGGAAUUCUCCCCAUAUUCUGCACAGCAAUGACUUCCAUGCGCGGCCAGCAUUCAUUCCAAACACAAUGCCAGUAUUAUCACCAUCCUUUCCCCCUCUAGACGUGCAUCCGGGCUUCAUGUCACCACACGCGAUCCCUGGGUCCAGAUAUGGUCAUCCUCAACCACAGCAACCACCAACAGGCCCAUCACAAAGCCAUGAACCCUCACGUGGUUGCAAUGCCCACAACAAUAUGAAUGUGAAUAGCAAUACCACACAUACAUCGCGGUCGCCUGGGGCUUCUCAUUCUCUCCUGCCAGCCUUCGGGACAUCUGCUCGUUCUAACCCUCUCGGCCUUACCACCGCCCUUGCUUCUCAUGCUCCCAUAUCCCCUUCAUACACACGUGGACGCACACAAGGUGUUGAACCUGGCUCUACUCCAGGCCAACGAGUCGGACGCAUCUGUAGCCCAGGUGCGAGCUUGGUCGACAAUCAGCAUCCUCAGGGUUCAAAUUCUCGCCCUGUUCAACGAGCGGCAGGAGCCGGUGUUGGUCGAGCAAACACUCACCCUACUUCUCCUAUUGCUCCUCAAGAGGAAAUUCGCGGCGACCGGACCCUGCCGCUGGAUGUCGGCCCAAGAUUCUGUCGUGUUCAACAGCAGUCGUCCACAGGAACCGCCGACAAUCAACAACUUCCCGCGGAAAAUCGGCCAUUAGCACCGCAUGCUGAUGUAGUUCGAGAUAAAGAUACUGAUGCCGACGCUGAUGGUGAUGGCUCUUAUGGAGUGUGUUUUGAUUGUGAUGGCAAACCCGGUGCAUAUUGA